Pteropus alecto (black flying fox) is the source of this 821-nucleotide messenger RNA. RefSeq names its product mitochondrial ribosomal protein S6 (gene MRPS6). Gene Ontology annotation, cellular component: mitochondrial small ribosomal subunit; ribosome. Gene Ontology annotation, biological process: translation. Gene Ontology annotation, molecular function: small ribosomal subunit rRNA binding; structural constituent of ribosome. The coding region runs from base 16 to 387 and encodes 123 amino acids. The transcript is spliced from 3 exons. The record is from RefSeq and is a predicted model, not a curated record. NCBI's taxonomy places the organism in Eukaryota, Metazoa, Chordata, Mammalia, Chiroptera, Pteropodidae.
CGCCCGCCGCCCGGGAUGAAAUGGAAGGCAUGGAAAGUUCCAGCUGGUUCGAGAAUCCCAGAGACUGCUGCUGCUUUGAAGCGUACGCUAGAAGCCCUGAUGGACAGAGGGGCAGUAGUGAGGAACUUGGAAAACCUGGGUGAACGAGCACUUCCUUAUAAGAUCUCUGCCCACAAUCAAAAGCACAAUAGAGGAGGGUAUUUCUUAGUGGAUUUUUAUGCACCAACAACAACUGUUGAAAGCAUACUGGAUCACUUAUCUCGAGACACUGACGUGAUUAGACCGAAUAUUGUAAAACACCCUCUGACCCAGGAAGUAAAGGAGUGUGAAGGGAUCGUCCCAGUCCCACUUGAAGAAAAACUAUAUUCCACAAAGAAGAGGAAGUGAGAAGAUUAACCACAUUUUAGCCUUAUAUUUAAUUCUCUCAUUUCUGAGCACCAUGGAUUAAUAAUUUACAAGCUUGACCUUUAAAAAAGAAUGUGUUACAGGUGCCAUUUGAUUUUUCUAAGGCAUUUUUAGCCCGUGAUCCCCUUUGCUGUGAGAGGUGGGGGAAUGACUUGCUUAGAGCUACUUUGUAAACUGUGGCACCGGCACAUUCUUAAUUUUGUUACAUUGGUGUAAUUUCUUUGUCAGUGAGGUCUUUUUGCUCUGCAACAACACUAACCGCCAUUUUGAACCACAAAACUUAAAAAACUGCCUUGGAUUGUAAGCUAGUCAUUCAGACUGUAUAACCAUGUGAAAUAAAAUACCAUUCAGACUGUAAAACCCUGCUAUUUAUAUGAGUGACUUUUGGUCAGAGUAAUAAACAUGAUUUUAAAACA